AUGUCAGAAACAGAUAGCCGUGAGAAAGCAAACAUGGCGGCAACAAAUCAGAUCGAGGACGUUGCAGAUAGAGAAGCCGAAGAUCACUAUGGCGCCGUUGUACUUGACGUUGGCGACAACGAAAAGAGUGGUGGAGCAGGAUACAAGCUUGCAGCGGAUGGACAUACCGUGCUAUUACCACAGCCUAGCGAAGAUCCUGAUGACCCACUCAACUGGUCACCGUUCAAGAAACAUAUGAUCCUAUUUAUUGUCGCCCUUUCAGCUUUCUGUGGUGACUUUGGUAGCGGUGCUGGUAUCCCAUGUAUCGUCAAGCAAGGUGCAGAAUGGAACAUGAGCCCUGCUGUCGUCAAUUAUGCGGGUAACUUGAAUGUCAUAAUGUUGGGUGCUGGUGGUAUCUUCUGGAUUCCCUUUAUUUACUGGUGGGGACGCGCACCAGUUCUCUUCUGGACAACCCUCGCAGGUGCAUUCUUCACUUUGGGAUGCUGCUUGGCCAAUAACUUCGAGACUUUCUAUGGAAUGCGUGCUUUGAUGGGCUUCACUUUGACUGCCUGCCAAACCAUUGGUCUUUCGUUCAUCAAAGAUAUGUUCUUCUUCCACGAGCAUGCCCGAAAGAUCGGUGUCUGGGCUUCGCUUUUCUUAGUUGCCCCAUACCUUGGUCCUCUCUUCGGAAACUUCAUCAUUGAUGGAACUGGUGAAUGGAGAAACGUGUUCUGGCUUGUUUUCGCCAUCUGCUGCUUCGAUCUUGUCCUCAUCGUCGGAUUUGCCGACGAGACCUGGUAUGUCCGCAAUGCUCCAGAAAAGGUCCCACGCGGCAACCGUAUCAUGCGUGUUCUCGGAUUUUGGCAGAUCCAAAACCAUACUUCUCUUCAACUCGUUACAUUCACACACAGCUGGGUUAGACUGGUAAAGGUCCUCUUCCGACCAACCAUGAUCCCAAUCAUGAUCUACUACAUGCUUUCCUUCAUGUGGGCCGUCGGUAUCAACAUCACCACCUCUAUUCUCUUCGAGACCCCACAAGCAGCCGGUGGAUACGGAUUUGGUGCCAAGUCUGUCGGUUACCUCUACUUCACUCCUAUCGUCGCCGUUGCAAUUGGUGAAAUCUUUGGACAUUACUUCAACGACUUCAUUGCGGCCAGAUUUACCAAGAAGAACAACGGUGUUUUCGAACCUGAAUGCCGUCUUACGACCAAUUAUAUCUCUGCAUUCUUCAUGAUCCCUGGUCUCAUCAUUGUCGGUUUCGGUCUCGCCAAACAUCUCCACUACAUGUCCUUGGUUAUGGGAUGGGGCAUGUACGUCUUCGGUGUCAUGACCGCCUCUGUCGCCAUCACUGCCUACGCUUUGGACUCUUACCCAACUGCUUCCGGUGAAGUUUCCAGCUUCUUGAACUUCGCCAGAGUCCUCGGUGGAUUUUCCGUUGGAUACUUCCAACAACCAUGGGGUGCCGCUUCGGGUUAUGAUGUCAGCUUUGGAGUCCAGGCAGCUAUUGUUGCUGCGGCUUUGGGUGUCCUUGUGACACUUCAUGUCUUUGGAAAGAGAAUGAGAGUUUGGGGUGGUCCUUUGCAUUUGUAG
Orbilia oligospora ATCC 24927 is the source of this 1569-nucleotide messenger RNA. RefSeq lists its product as uncharacterized. The coding region runs from base 1 to 1569 and encodes 522 amino acids. The record is from RefSeq and is a predicted model, not a curated record. NCBI's taxonomy places the organism in Eukaryota, Fungi, Ascomycota, Orbiliomycetes, Orbiliales, Orbiliaceae. The transcript has 3 exons. Gene Ontology annotation, biological process: transmembrane transport. Gene Ontology annotation, molecular function: transmembrane transporter activity.